Molecule: messenger RNA, 4119 nt
Organism: Delphinapterus leucas (beluga whale)
Lineage: Eukaryota; Metazoa; Chordata; Mammalia; Artiodactyla; Monodontidae
Source: RefSeq, a predicted model, not a curated record
GCUUUUCUCUCCUUCUCCAAGAUGGCGGCGGUCGGCGGCGCUGAGGCGGGAUCCGAGCGAGCCUAGUGAAGACCUGGUCCUGUAGACGGGAAGGAGCCUGGACACAGGGACCCAUUCUCAAAGGCCCGGCAGGACCGCCAUGGCUUAUGAUGACUCCGUGAAGAAAGAAGAUUGCUUUGAUGGUGAUCACAGCUUUGAGGACAUAGGGCUAGCUGCUGGCCGAAGCCAACGAGAAAAGAAACGUUCUUACAAAGAUUUUUUAAGGGAAGAGGAAGAAAUCGCUGCUCAGGUCAGGAAUUCUUCCAAGAAGAAGUUGAAGGAUAGUGAACUUUACUUCUUGGGGACGGACACGCACAAGAAAAAGAGGAAGCACUCCUCUGAUGAUUACUACUAUGGAGGACAGUGGUUCUUGUUCUGAGUGCCGAUAAACCAGUGUGAAGGAGGAGAGAGGUGGAGGGCUGGUAUUUUGGAGGAUUCAGCAUAGAAGAACAGUCUUCAUUUGUGAUACACCAGAUAUUUCGUCUUUGGAGUCGUCACAGAAGAAAAAGAAAAAGUCUAGCCCGCAAUCUACUGAUACAGCUAUGGACCUGUUGAAAGCGAUCACUUCCCCUCUGGCAACAGGCACCAAGCCUUCCAAAAAGACAGGAGAAAAGUCCUCCAGUUCUUCAAGCCAUUCAGAGAGUAAAAAGGAACACCACAGGAAGAAAGUCAGCGGAAGCAGUGGGGAGCUGUCCCUGGAGGAUGGUGGUUCCCACAAAUCCAAAAAAAUGAAACCACUCUAUGUGAACACAGAGACGCUGACCCUUCGUGAGCCUGAUGGGUUAAAGAUGAAACUUAUUCUCUCACCAAAGGAGAAGGGAAGCAGCUCAGUUGAUGAGGAGUCUUUUCAGUACCCCUCUCAACAAGCGACUGUGAAAAAAUCCUCUAAGAAGUCAGCUCGGGAUGAGCAAGGUGCUUUACUCCUAGGACAUGAGUUACAGAGCUUUCUGAAAACAGCCCGGAAGAAGCACAAGUCAUCCUCAGACUCACGUUCGUCUCCUGGCCCUGAAGGCUGUGGGUCUGAUGCCUCCCAGUUCCCAGAAUCCCACAGUGCUAACCUUGAUCUUUCAGGGCUUGAACCUAUUCUAGUAGAAUCAGACUCCUCCUCUGGCGGGGAGCUAGAGGCAGGGGAGUUAGUGAUCGAUGAUUCUUACCGGGAAAUCAAGAAGAAAAAGAAGUCAAAGAAGAGCAAGAAGAAGAAGGACAAGGAGAAGCAUAAAGAGAGGCGACACUCCAAGUCCAAGAGAAGUUCGGGACUUCCCGCUGCAGCAGUGGGAGAGGUCCCAGCGCCGCCCGGCCCUCCGCCCAGCAUCCCGUACACUGGAGCAGCCGCCCCUCCCCCACCGCUUCCUGGCCUCCACACAGAUGGGCACAGUGAGAAAAAAAAGAAGAGAGAGGAGAAGGACAAAGAGAGGGACAGAGGAGAAAAGCCAAAAAAGAAGAACAUGUCGGCCUACCAGGUGUUCUGUAAGGAGUAUCGUGUAACCAUUGUGGCUGACCAUCCAGGCAUAGAUUUUGGGGAACUGAGCAAAAAACUGGCUGAGGUGUGGAAGCAGUUGCCAGAGAAGGACAAACUGAUUUGGAAACAAAAAGCUCAGUAUCUGCAGCACAAACAGAACAAAGCAGAAGCUACAACUGUGAAAAGAAAAGCAUCCAGCUCAGAAGGUUCCAUGAAAGUGAAAGCUUCCUCUGCAGGAGUACUGUCACCCCAAAAGAAAUCCCCACCCACUACCAUGCUGUUACCCGCCUCGCCAGCCAAAGCCCCUGAGACAGAGCCCAUCGACGUGGCUGCUCAUCUCCAGCUGUUGGGAGAGUCCCUGAGCCUCAUUGGACACCGCCUGCAGGAAACCGAGGGCAUGGUUGCUGUGUCCGGCAGUUUGUCAGUGCUUCUGGAUUCCAUCAUCUGUGCGCUUGGCCCCUUGGCAUGUCUGACCACACAACUACCUGAGUUGAAUGGCUGUCCCAAACAGGUCUUGUCAAACACACUAGACAACAUUGCUUACAUCAUGCCUGGACUGUGACAGCAAAGACUCCUGGGACAGAAACCUUAUCCUGCCUGUUGCUGGCUUGUGUAUAUGUGACUGUUCCAGAUCCCUUCACUGGCAUCUGGGUGUAGGUUUUAAAUUUUUAUAUAUAUGCAUAUAUAUAUAUAUAUAUAUAUAUAAUUUAUAAUAUAUAUAUAGGACUGUAACUACUUUGCUUUUAAUAAUUUUAUGAAAUGGCAAAGGUUUAGCCAAGAGGAAACCUUGGUAUGAAUAUGGGCUUGGGAUUCUUCUACUGUGGUGGAUAAAUCUGCCUUAAAAAUCAGUGUAACUUGGGGGCUGGGGGCUUGUUCUGGAUGCCAAGUGCAUCGCUUUAAGGUCAGCUAAAAUGUGAUUUUUUUCCAAACUCAGUUGUACCUCCAGACCCAUCACUGACCAUUUGCCUUACCUGUCUUACAGUCUGAAAUGUAAUGGGAAAGAUUAUGGGAAGAUGUCAGUUAACUGAAAGUACAAAGCUUUUCAACUUGAAGUGACCUAGGUGGGAAGUGAUAACAUCGUUCCCAUCUGAAAGUUAUUGCGAUGGCUUAAGUGAACUUAGUAGGGGGUUCAUUCCAAUUCCUGCUCUACCAGUGUCCAUGUCGCAAAACUUAUUGUAGUCAUUGGUACCAUUGGCAGCCUCAGCCGGAGCCAAGGAGAUUUGUGAGCCCUGGAGAGGGUAAAGCUGUCAGUGCCACCAGUUGAAUGGCCUGUAUUGUGAGCUGACCCAGAGCAUUUGGUCUGCAGAACUAAGAGCUGGUAUCUUCCAUUGGCCACGUCAGCUUAGCUCACAGUUCUGCUGCUUAGCUGCUUGGUGGGUGUGGAAGGUGAGCUUUGCCCAGGCUGAUUCCUGGGUUCAUCUCAUUGGCUCCCCUGCUGGGCAGAUACACAGCGUUCUGCAUUCCACACAUAAGCAAAUUGCGAAAAAAGUACUCUGUUCUCAUGUAGGGUUAUUUAUGUGCGUGUGUGAAUGUGUGUUUAAUUAUGUGUAUUUAACUCUUAAAACUCUCUUAGAUUUUAAUUUAUCCUGUAAAUUUCUGUAUAUAUAAUUUAAAAACGAGCCUCCACCAGCAACAGCAUGUGGAAGACGCAGAUUUGUCAUUUCUGCCUCCCCUCCUUCCUCUGGCCUCCUCUGCAAACUCCAGAUCAUCACACGUUCAGGUACCGUGCCUCGGAAAGGAGCCAUUAUGUUGGGGUUCUAGUUCUUUACAACUGAACAGUGUCAAGAAAGUAAAUAAAAAGGAAUGUUACCAUUCCCAGCUGCCCUUAUUUCCAAAGAACCAGGCUUUUGCUUCCCAGUUCCAAAGAAAACAGUUGAGCACUUCAGCGUUGUUUUUAAAUUCGGUUUGAGAGUCCAUGUCAAAACCAAGCUCUGAGGUGACUGCUUUCUUCCCUUGGCCUGGACAGAGCACUGCAGCAUCAAAGUAGAUCUUUGAGGACAGUGCCGCCAGCCUAUUUAAUUCUGCUGCAUCCUAUUUAAUUCUUUCCUUUUUUCCCACCAGUGUGGUCACAGGGCUGUGUUUCUUAAAGGUAUUCUGGCUGCUUAAUGCCUUUCUCACCUCAGAGCAGUUUUGAAAUUUAACUGGGAAACAGAAGGAAACAGGAAUUCUUGGGAACCAAAAUCACGAAGAGCAGAAAUCCUGGUUUAAUUUUGUGUGUUAGCACCUAUCCCACGCCUCCUCUGUACCCAUGUCAGUUUUCUGUUUGACACAGGGUAUCAAGGAAGGGCCUCGGAGACGUGGACUAGUACGGAAAGAAGUCAGUCCUACCAUUGUCAUUUGUACACAUUAAUGAAGUCCUGACGAGGACCUGCUUUUUGUUUGUUUGUUUUCCUUUAAAAUCCAAACCUAUUGUAUUUGUAUUUAAAAUUUGUACACAUUUGUAUAAUAAUCUGUUCCUUGUGGUAUUUGGUACUAUUAGAGGAAAAACUUUGGAUUCAGACCUUCUUGCAAUUUUUAUAUCAUUGUUUUGUUUUUUAAAUAAAUUCUAGCUGUUUGAUCCAAAUCCCAUUACAGUUGUAUAAAGAAAUAAAAUUUUGUACUUAUAUUAUUAAAAAUCACAU